AUGCUCUCUGGCCCUCACCAGCUCUCCUCUCUCUCCAUCUCCAUCCCCAUCCCCGCUGCAGGAGUCUUCGACAACUGCUCGCACACGGCCAGCGAUAAGGGCUGGGCACUGGGCAUCCGUGCCCUGCAGCUCGGCGGCAAGAAGGACGCCCGCUUCUUCUUCUCCCUCCGCACGGACCGGGCGGCCACUGCCACGGAGGUGACCGCCUACCACCGCUACCGCCCCGAGGCGUGGACCCACCUGGCCGCCAGCUAUGAUGGGCAGUGGAUGGCCCGCUAUGUGGAUGGGGCGCGGGUGGGCCGUGCCGGUGGGCAGGGGGGCGCCCUGCACAGUGCCUUCAUGGCCUCCUGCCGCACACUACUGCUGGGGGGGGACGCCUGGGGGACCGCGCAUGCUUUCCGGGGACACUUGGCUGGGCUGGCCCUGUGGCAGGGCGCCCUGUCCCAACCCCAUCUCCAGCGUCCCUUCCUAGAGGGGGUGGCUGGGGGGGUGGCAGGACUGGCUCUGGCCGCUGGCUUCGCCAUCCCAGAGGAGCACUGGGUGCCUUUUCGGGAGGGUGCCUUCCCCCGGCAGCAGGUGCUACCAUCCCCGCCAUCCCCCAUCCUGCGGCCACUGGGCCCCCCUGCCUGUGGGCAGACUGCCUGUGAUAACGUGGAGCUGGUCUCCCACUACAACCAGCACUGGCCACUGCGGAGCGGGAAGGCGGUGCGGUAUCGGGUGGUGAACCUGGUGGAGGACGGCGGUGGGCGGCCAACAGUCAGCCGGGAGCAGGUUUGGCGGCAACACCGGGCGCUGAGCGAAGCUUUCCGACCCUACAACAUCUCCUGGCAGCUCAGCUUGCUGGAGGUACGCAACACUUCACUGCGCCGCCGCGCUGUCCUCCUGGGCUGUGAGCCCAGCAAGGUGGGCAACGAGCGCUGCGACCCCGAGUGUGAGCAUCCCCUGACUGGCUACGACGGUGGGGACUGCCGCCGCCCUGGCCGCUGCUUCUCCUGGAAGCGCCGUGAUGGUGUCUGCCAUAUGGAGUGUAACAACAUGUUGGACGACUUCGAUGACGGUGACUGCUGCGACCCGCGGGCCACCGACGUGGCCAGGACCUGCUUCGACCCCGAUUCGCCCCAGCGGGCGUACAUGAGCGUGAAGGAGCUGAAGGAGGCACUGCAGCUGAACAGCACCCACUUCCUCAACGUUUACUUUGCCAGUUCAGUGAGGGAAGAGUUGGCUGGUGCUGCCACCUGGCCAUGGGAUAAAGAGGCCCUUAGUCACCUGGGUGGAGUUGUCCUCAACCCUGCUUAUUACGGUAUGCAAGGCCACACGAACACCAUGAUCCACGAAGUGGGACAUGUCCUGGGGCUGUACCAUGUCUUUAAGGGAGUGAGCGAGCGGGAAUCUUGUGAUGAUCCCUGCAGGGAGACAACUCCGUCUAUGGAGACGGGAGACCUCUGUGCCGACACUGCCCCCACCCCAAAGAGUAAACUCUGUCGGGAUCCAGACCCUACCAAUGACACCUGUGGCCAGACACAUUUCACAGGAACACCCUUCAACAACUACAUGAGUUACACAGACGAUGACUGCACCAACACCUUCACCCCCAACCAAGUGGCCCGGAUGCAUUGCUACCUGGACCUGGUGUACCAGCGCUGGGGUCAGAGCAAGAAGCCCGCACCCAUCCCAAUCCCUCCCAUGGUCACGGGGCAGACUCAGGACUCCCUCAGCAUCUACUGGCUGCCUCCCAUCAGCGGUGUCAUCCACGAGAGGGAGCAGGACACACUCUGUGAUGACUGUGCGGAGGACGGCACCUUCCGUCAGUAUGUGUAUGAGGCCUCUUCCCCUCGGGUCUGCGAUUCCUCUGGCUACUGGACCCCAGAAGAAGCAGAAGGGCCCCCGGAUGUGGAUCAGCCCUGUGAGCCCAGCCUGCAGGCCUGGAGUCCGGAGCUUCACCUGUACCACAUGAACAUGACAGUGCCGUGCCCCCAGCCAGAUGGCUGCAUCCUGGAGCUGCGCUUCCUGCACCCCGUCUACCCUGAUUCCCUCACCCUUUGGACCACGUACCUCUCCACGGGCUCUCCUAAGGUGCUGUCUGACAUUGAAGUCCUGACAGAGCACGGGGAGUCCAUCCAUCUGGGCCCCCUGGACACCUUCUGUGAUGUCCCCUUUACUGUGAAGCUCAACAUCCCUAAAAAGGUGAACGGAGUCAAAAUCUACACCUUUGAUGAGAGGAUGGAGAUAGACACGGCCCUGCUGACCUCCAUGCCCCACAGCUCACUCUGCGCCACCUGCAAGCUGAUCCAGUACAGAGUCCUCCGCGACCCCCCAUUUGCAAACGGAUCCCCCACCGCACCAGCACAGGCACACCGCCAGUUCGUCGACACGGAAGUUACACCUGGGCAGGUGUACCACUACCAGGUGCAGGCAGUUUCUGGGACAACCUCAGGAGAAGCCUCCCCACUGCUUGUCCAUGUCCAUGGAGCACCCUACUGUGGGGAUGGGAAGGUGACCACGAGCCUGGAGGAGGAAUGCGAUGAUGGGGACUUGCUGGAUGGAGAUGGCUGUUCCAGGAAGUGUAAAAAGGAAAAAGGCUUCAACUGUGUUGGGGAACCAAGCCUGUGCUACGUGCAUGAUGGGGACGGUGUGUGUGAGCCGUUUGAGAAGACAAGCAGUGUCCUGGACUGUGGUCCCUACACACCUGAUGGAUAUGUGGAUCUGUGGGCAGUGAAAGCCUAUGCCUCCCAUCAUGACGCAAAGUCCUGCCCUGCCUCCUUGGUCACUGGAGAGCCUGUUGUGAAGGUAUGUAAAUCCCACCUUCACAAUGUGCCAAAGGACCUUUCCCUGUCUGCUUGGUUUCCUUGCACUCCCAGCCGAGACAAUGCUCAGGAUGCAGAUGAGGAGAGGAUGACCUUGGGUGAUGAGGGUGUUUGGCUCAAGGUGUGCUUUGAGAGACCCGUGGUGCCCACUUCCCUUCUGGUCUUCCUGGCCUCUGACGGCACUGUCCCAAGCAACCAGCGCAAGCCAAGGGUGACCGUCCAGCUGAGUGAUGUAGAUGGGCUGAACCACUCUUUGGGGAUGUAUGAGCUGUCAUGCCAGCACAACCCGCUUGUCAUCAAUGUGACCCAUGGCCAGGAGUACCCAUCCCACUGGGCUGCUUCAGUGCUGCUCAACUUCUCCUCCCCGCUUGUGGGUAUCGCAGCUGUGGCCUUGCGGACAUCAGCUCAGCUUGGCUCUGACCCCACCACCUGCCUUCUACAACACGAGGAGGGACAUGGCCACCAGCGCUACAG
This is a messenger RNA of Pygoscelis adeliae (Adelie penguin), 3278 nucleotides long. It is a transcript of the gene PAPPA2, whose product is annotated as pappalysin 2. The annotation marks the transcript as partial. Lineage: Eukaryota; Metazoa; Chordata; Aves; Sphenisciformes; Spheniscidae. The record is from RefSeq and is a predicted model, not a curated record. Gene Ontology annotation, molecular function: metallopeptidase activity. The transcript has 12 exons.